GCUUACGAUUUUUUUCUUCUCUGAGCCUCGGUGACGCCUUUCAGCUGUCACUGUUUUACAUACAUAACAGCUUCCUCUUCCAUCUCACAUCUGGACUCUGCCUGCUCUACCAGAACCCCACUUUCACCAACAUGACUCUGCCAGCUGCUCCUCCCAGCUACGCUGAAGCGACAGCUGGCGACAAGGAGCCAGGGAUGGGGAGCCCCCCGUACAGCACCCAGUCGACCCUCAUGCUGCCACCGCCCACCGUACCCAUUCACCCCAGCUGGGCGUACGUGCACUCCAGCCCCAGCCCUGGCUACACCAAUCCCUAUGCCUCGGACAUGUCUUCGCCUUUUUCGGACCCCAGCACCAGCGGGAGCUAUGACGGGCUUAGCGGAAACAGCUGGGAGGACAAGAACAUCCGACGCAUGUUUGUCCGCAAGGUGUUUGCGAUCCUGAUGGUCCAGCUGAUGGUGACCUUCGGCCUCGUGGCUCUCUUCACUUUCUGUGAGCAAGUCAGGCAGUUUGUACAAUACAACCGCAUCCUCUAUCUAGCCUCUUACAUCACCUUCAUGGGAACGUACCUGGUUCUGGUGUGCAGUACGAGUGCCAGGCGGCGGUACCCGACCAAUAUUAUCCUUCUGGGGAUCUUUACUCUUGCGAUGUCCUACAUGGCAGGAAUGCUGGCCAGCUACCACAACACUCGAGUGGUGCUCCUCUGUGUAGGAAUUACGGCCAUGGUGUGCCUUGCAGUCACACUGUUCUGUUUCCAAACGAAGUUCGACUUCACCUCGUGCCAUGGACUGAUGUUCUCCCUCAUGAUGGUGCUGAUGAUCACAGGGCUUCUGCUCAUCUUCACUGCGCCUUUUGGAUAUAUUCCCUGGCUGCAGACAGCCUACGCUGGACUGGGAGCCCUGGUUUUCACUCUGUUCCUGGCAUUUGAUGUGCAACUCCUAAUGGGAAACAGGCGCUACUCCCUGAGCCCAGAGGAGCAUGUGUUUGGUGCUCUCUGCCUCUACAUGGACAUCGUCUACAUCUUCUUCUUCCUCCUGCAGCUGUUUGGGAGCCGUGAAUAAAUCCUGCCCCCACCACGCCUUCCCACACACUGAUUGCCCUUGGUUCCUUCUCCUGCCCACUCCUCUAGCCCAAAGCCCCUUUGAGAAGCCCAGUGAUCGCAGCUGGCAAGGCAUCUUCUCCUGGUUUUGCGGGAUGCUUCUGGGCUAAACCACAGCUGCCCCACUCUGCAUCCUGCAGCCAGCUCCCUCCUUUCUUUCUCCAUGGCCUCUGGAGCUCAGCCUUACAGGGCUGCUGGUAGAGCUGGUAGGAACAGGAAGGUCUGUGGAUUUAUCUUUAAAGUAGGAUGUAGGAUUCCCUCACUUUCCUCUCUUUAAUGAAAUGCCACUUCUGUGCGAUGGGGUUAGACGAUGUUGUGGUCGCUGACAUGUGCCCAUGAUUAGCAGACCAACUCUAGGCAUCCCCUGGGUGUAUUUCUAUGUAGCACCAAGCCUCCUAAUUGGAUUGUUUCCAUUGACAUGUAGAAAAAGCUUUUGGGUCGGCACCGGGUGAGAAGAAAACCGCACACCCCUUACUGACUGACUAUGCACAGCCAAAUCGAUCUUAGGAAGAAACAGAAAGCAGAUGAGGCCUAAGACCAAACAUGGAGAAGCGCUGGAAUCUCAAAGCAAUAAGCACACCCCAGUGUAAAACUGUACAGACACACACACACAAACAUACACAUUACAACCCGUGACACAUGUCACAGCUAGUCUUGCUGAAAAAUGAUAUAGUAUCUUGGGGCUGUGAUUCUAUAACGUAGUUGUUUGCGUUCGUUGUGGAUUUUAGUGUCUGUUAAAAGGCCCUCUGUCCCUUUUCUGGCCUACAGGUAUGCAUGUUUUGUGCUUGUCAACAGAACUGUGACCAGCGUAUAGUUAUAAUCAAGCUUGUUACACACUGGGAGUGACCAGUCAUCCCAUAACGUGAUGCGUACUAUGGUUUUCUCAAUUUUAGAUGUGGAAAGGACAGCGCAGUGGUACAGCAGGAGUUUGCAUGUUCUCCCCACGUUCACGUGGGUUUCCUUCGGGUCCUCCGGU
Messenger RNA from Scleropages formosus (Asian bonytongue), 2072 nucleotides. RefSeq names its product Fas apoptotic inhibitory molecule 2a (gene faim2a). The transcript is spliced from 12 exons. Gene Ontology annotation, biological process: negative regulation of apoptotic signaling pathway. The record is from RefSeq and is a predicted model, not a curated record. The coding region runs from base 132 to 1058 and encodes 308 amino acids. NCBI's taxonomy places the organism in Eukaryota, Metazoa, Chordata, Actinopteri, Osteoglossiformes, Osteoglossidae. Gene Ontology annotation, cellular component: Golgi apparatus; endoplasmic reticulum; membrane.